AUGAAGAUCAUCGGGGGGCUCCUUCUGCUCUGCACAAUGACUCAUUUCUUCAGCAACUCGGAGGCCAGCACAGCUUAGGGCAUUCUCUUGUGUCCGUAGCAGGUGGACUGCAGCAUUUAUAAGAAGUACCCAGUGGUGGCCAUCCCCUGCCCCAUCACAUACCUGCCCGUUUGUGGUUCUGACUACAUCACCUAUGGGAAUGAAUGCCACCUAUGCAUUGAGAACUUGAAAAGUAAUGGAAAAGUUCAGCUUCUUCAUGAAGGAAGAUGUUAA
This is a messenger RNA of Mirounga angustirostris (Northern elephant seal), 273 nucleotides long. It is a transcript of the gene SPINK7, whose product is annotated as serine peptidase inhibitor Kazal type 7. The record is from RefSeq and is a predicted model, not a curated record. Gene Ontology annotation, molecular function: protein binding. The transcript has 3 exons. NCBI's taxonomy places the organism in Eukaryota, Metazoa, Chordata, Mammalia, Carnivora, Phocidae.